AUGACUAUCAAUUCCACUACCGAUCUGGUAGGGACUAACAAGAAUCUUCAUCAUCCAGGAGUAAAGAACAUUCUCGUGACAGGAGGAGCCGGCUUCAUUGGAAGUUGGAUGUGCCGCCACCUGAUCCGCCAGUACGGCGACAGAUACAAUGUCGUCUGUCUUGACAGACUCAGCAGCGUCUCCUCUCUGAAUAACAUCAAGAGUAUCCAAGGACACCCUAGUUUCCAUUUCAUCAAAGGCAUCCUUAACAAUCAAGAGCAUCUGGUCGAGAUAAUGAACGAGUAUACCAUCGACAGCGUCAUCCAUUUUGCGGCGGAAUCAAGCGUCCAGAAGUCCUUCUCCGCUCCGUUGGAGUUCAUAGACUCGAACGUGCUUGGAACCUAUCAUCUUCUCGAGGCCAUGCGGUCGUAUGGGAAGAUUGUCAGGUAUGUUCAUGCCUCGACUGACGAAGUCUACGGAGAGACGCGCGGAGUCAGUGUGGAUGAAGAAACUCGCAUGAACCCGACGAACCCAUACGCCGCUAGUAAGGCGGCCGCGGAGAUGUUUGUGCUGGCAUAUCAGAAAAGCUUCAAGAUCCCAGCUAUGAUUUUGCGAUGUAAUAAUAUUUACGGGCCUUGUCAGUUUCCGGAGAAACUGAUUCCACUCUUCGCACUCCUAGUGAAAGAUGGAAAGAAGCUCACCAUGCAGGGUGAUGGAAGUCGCACCCGGAACUUCAUCUAUGUAUCUGAUGUCGUGGAUGCGUUUGACGCCAUUCUGCAUAAUGGCAUCGCUGGCUCUGUGUACAAUGUUACCUCAUCUGAUGAGGUAUCUGUCCGACAGGUGGCGAGCGAGAUCUUGAAGGUAUACGGGUAUGACACCCCGGGCGACUUUGACAGCUGGGUGGUUUCCAUGCCGGAUCGCCCUUUUAAUGACAAUGACUAUGUUGUCAAAGGUGACAAGCUCAGGAGCCUUGAGUGGGAUCAGCGUGUCUUUUUCAGGGAGGGUCUCGCUCGGACUGUGGAAUGGUAUAGGGAGAACGGUAAUGACUGGUGGAAAAAGGAGCUCAGCCACUCGACUUUUUGA
Molecule: messenger RNA, 1062 nt
Organism: Aspergillus heteromorphus CBS 117.55
Lineage: Eukaryota; Fungi; Ascomycota; Eurotiomycetes; Eurotiales; Aspergillaceae
Product: dTDP-glucose 4,6-dehydratase
Exons: 3
Coding region: 1-1062 (353 amino acids)
Molecular function (GO): dTDP-glucose 4,6-dehydratase activity; oxidoreductase activity
Source: RefSeq, a predicted model, not a curated record